Xylaria bambusicola is the source of this 4450-nucleotide messenger RNA. RefSeq lists its product as uncharacterized. Gene Ontology annotation, cellular component: transcription factor TFIIIC complex. Bases 288 to 3908 code for a protein of 1206 amino acids. The transcript is spliced from 5 exons. Gene Ontology annotation, biological process: transcription by RNA polymerase III. Gene Ontology annotation, molecular function: protein binding. Lineage: Eukaryota; Fungi; Ascomycota; Sordariomycetes; Xylariales; Xylariaceae. The record is from RefSeq and is a predicted model, not a curated record.
ACUUGAUCUGCUUUUGUGUAUCUGCAAAACAGAACCUGGAAAGUUACACGUGCUCUAUUUCGAAUUUACAACUGUGAUACGACUACGGGCGAGUUCUAGCAUUCGCCAGACUGACUUCAUUCAACCUUGAAUGUAUGUAGGCGCAACGCAUCGGGUCGGGGCUUGGCAGUUCGCUCUAAUAAGGCUCCUCUGAAGCCAUAUGCUAUUUGUCCAAGAUGCAUGGUGCUGGCGACCUGACAGUAUCGAAACUUAAGCUGUAUUAGCCGGAGAACACUUCAGCUGUCAAAAUGAGUCGUCCGACAUCAUUAACGUCUGAAGCCUUGCAGGCACUUUACAAGGGAGGCCUUAUAGAACAGCCGUCGCUCCACGCGCCCCAAGCCCAGUCAGACAAGGCCGACGACAACACCGAUCAACCCACCCAGCUUGACCUUGACCGGAGCCCACAACACGCAGGUCUGAGUGGCACAGACGUAUCAGGUCAAUCAUCCUUCGCACAGACACAGUUCUCACCUUAUCAAGAUGGUGACCACCCACAGCCUAUUUCUCGAUCAUCACGAGCAUCACCGCCGCCAAGUUACCUUGUUGAUCCACGCAUCCUUGCUGAUGAUGCCUAUCAUGGAAGAGCAACAGUACCGCGAGAUAGCCUCACUUCAAUCUUGCCAAAACCAACUUCUACCGGCGGAUUGCAGGGCAGCUUCCCAGCCAGAGCCCGGAAUUCUCAACCCGAUAUUUUGCAGAAAAGGUCUCCCGAAGAUGAUCUGAUUGACCCCAGACUAUCCAAAGCGCCAAAACAUGGAUAUAAUAGCUUCCCUAGCGUAGAGGUGCCCGCAGAACAACAGCGCCAACCUGUGCCCAAUGUAACAUCAGGUGACCCAACGUAUAUAUAUCCAGCUCCUUCCAACUCAACGUUGGUGCAAGAUUACAACGUCACAUCACACAUAGACGUCGAUCACAGCCUGAUAGACUCCGCCACUGAUGCACUUCUAGAGCGGCAAAUGGACCUGAGGGAUGGCUCGGAAGAAGAGAGCGAAUCAGACUAUAGACGGAGAACACAACGCGGCCGCCGCGGCCGUAGAGGUGGUCGGGGCGGCCGCACCCGUGGCGCCAAAAGGGGCCCCAGAAAAGCUGCCGAGCCCACUGGUGAUGUGAAGUAUCGCAUCAAUAAGGCGUCGGAGGCGUACGUUAGUGGCCAGCUUGACGAGGCCAUUAAGUUCGUGGAAGAAGCUAUACGUAUCAAUGCUGAGACCUAUCGAGCAUGGACGCUCCUAGCCACAUGCCUUGAGGAGAAAGGCGACCCAAAGGGCAGUUUUACGGCCAGGGUCUUUUCUUGUCACCUUCAGCCUAAAAAUGUAGAAGGCUGGCUUCACUGUGCCGAUCUUGGUAUUGCGCUUCGGGAUGAGCUUCCGGAUGAUGCAGCUCAUUUUCUCGAACAGGCAUCAAUUUGCUACUCAGCUGCGCUGAGAGCGGAUAUCAGCAAUCAACGAGCCCGACAUAGCAGGGCUGCUAUUUCUUUUGAGAGAGGUCAGAUUCGUACCGCAGCCAAAGAUUAUCUAUACCUUCUUGAGCAUGGUGGCGAGUAUGAUGUGCAUGCUCUCCGGUCAUAUGCUGAGAUGACUAUCAUCCUAGCAAGCACGAGGAAGCGCAGUUUCUAUAAGCCAGAGAGUGCUAUAAACUGGUACCGUCGCGCUUUUGACCAUUUCCAGGCCAAUGUCAUCGAUGAACAGCUUCAGCCCCUUGAAUGGCAGGACAUCAACAUCUUCGUUGGAUUGCUCGCCUACAUUGAGCAUACCAAAGAAGCCUUAUUUCAACUUAAAUCGCUAGCGAGAUGGCUGCUAGGCCGCUCCAACGAAAACUUUUGGGAUGACUGGCAGGACGAUGAUCGAGAGUGGGACGUUGAUAAUGUGCGUCGAACAGAGUUCCAAAAUUUUGAGCCUAGAAAAUACCCAGAAUCCUCAUACGGUAGCGGUCUUCCAUUGGACUUACGAACAAAAUUAGGGGUCUAUCGUCUGAAGCUGGGGGAUCUAGACGAAGCUCAACGUCACAUCGAUCAUGUUGACCCCGAAGGCACUCAUGGGCGUCACGUACUAUCAAAUGAGCCACAUCUGCUUGCAGAAAUCGGCACCGCUCUAUAUGAUUCGGACCUCCGGGCCAUGACACUCCGCUUCUUUGAGCCGCUCUUGAGUAUCCCUGAUGUCCUAGAUUCCGCUGCUCUUCUUGCUGCAGGACGCUGUUACCUCGACGCUGGUGACAAGCGACAGGCAGAAGAGUGCUUUGGUGCAGCUAUUGACGUAGACGAAUCGAAUGACGAAGCCGCAAUCGAUGCACGUUAUGAACUGGCAAAGAUGUAUGAGGCUGCAAGAGAGGAGCAAGAAGCUUAUAUCCUUGUAAACGAAGCCAUUCGAUUGCAACAAGCACAUGACGAGGCUGAGGUCGAGGACGACGAAGAAGACAUGGAUGAGUACCAAGGCAGUGAUGACGAUGCUCGAAACAGGUCUGGUGCGGCUAGAAAAGUGCGACCGAGAAAUAAAAAUGCUUCCCGUCGGGUGAAGCCAAGAGCACCUAAAUCAGUGACCUUUGAUAAGGAUGGAAACGAGAUUCGCCGGCCACGCCCACGACGUAAGCUUUUUGGACGAAGUGAAGAAGUCAGCCUAGAAGAAAAACGUAGGGCCGAGGAAUUAGCCACUGCAUGGAGAACUGUUCAUGGUGUCCGGGAAACCACUGACAACGAUAAGAGGAUUGGUCCUCCAGAUGCUUUCAUGCGAGCAGCUAAAGAACUUGUUGACGACUUCAGGUCAUGUAAGGGGUUCUACUCGUGGGAGAAAUAUCUUGUCCACCUUGGAAUCAAUGAGGACAAGCAAGUAUACGUCUCUCGUAAUCGUAAUCUUAUUGAGAUGAAGGAGAGAUUAUCACACAAUUUGAACCCGUUUGAGCCACAUACUGAGCGUCAGCUUGGAGAGCGGACUGCUGUCAGUUAUAGAGGUGUAUCUUUCAGCGACUGGCUGGAACUGUUCCUGGAAUACGCCGUUGGCCUCGCUCACAAUGAGAAAUUCCAAGAGUCUUAUCAGGUGUGCGAAUCUGCUCGCGAUGCUGAAGUUUUCGCCAAAAAUAGAGAUGAUAUGUUUCUUAUCCAUGUUACUUGGGCUGCUUGCGCAUUACGUGCGCGAGACGAGGAGACGUGCGUGGCCGCUGCUCGGUUUCUCAUGAGAGACAGACAGUUCGACUCGGAUCCUUUUCGUAUGUUCGCUGCGUUGUGUAGACUCUGCCCAUCCCCAGCUUCGUGGUAUGCCUCUGGUCCAGUGCAGAAAUAUAUGCUCCGACAAAUCAAGCUCAUGGACCGAGCACUUGUAUCUGGAGGAGGUGAGGAUAGCGACGAAGAAGAUACCAAAGCCAAUGGCGGCAGAGUCUAUCCUUCUAAAGAAUUAGAUAUUACUCUGCUCGUGCUUUACGGGCAUAUCUUGUUUGUAUCGAAUAGCUUUACAUACGCUUUGAAUUACUUCCUUCGGGCGUAUAGCAUAGAUCCCACGAACCAGAUGGUCCUUCUCAGUGUCGGCCAGUGCUACAUCCACUAUGCACUCAAGCGGCAGUCCGAGAACCGCCAAUACCUUCUGGUCCAGGGAUUCGUGUUCCUCCACCGCUACUACGACCUCAAGGUCUCCUCCGCCGACGCUGCCCAGCGCCAGGAGGCGCACUACAACAUGGCCCGUAGCUACCAUGCCAUCGGCAUCCCUCACCUGGCCGCCCAGUUCUACCAGCGCGUGCUGCGCGACAUACCGGACGACUCGGAGCCUAGUGUGCUCGGAAUCAGCGACCUCUCGAAGGAAGCCGCGUAUAAUCUACAGCAGAUAUGCUGGGCAGGAGGCGAUCUGCAUGCCGUCAAGUGUUUGGGUGAGCGAUACUUGACUUUAUGAGAUUAUUCAUGCAUCCGCCCAUGUGAUCUGCGCGUCGAUGAACAGAAACAGAUGUGGAGGGGUGACUCAUACUCAUUGAUCAGAUGGUGGUAGGCUUCAAUGUACCCAUUCCACGCAUCAAUUACUGCAUCCUAAGGUUCGUAGAUUUGGAUUCCUCAAGGAAACUUUAGCGAUCAGCCCCUCAGACUCAUGUCCGCGCCUUUGUACAUUGUUUUCAUGAAUGGAGUGAACUGCAUCAGAUCAUCAAUCCAAUUUAUAUAUUUUCACCUCAUCGUUUUGAACUCAGUCCAGUCAGUUAGAAUACUCGACUUCGCGACCAAGAGUUCAUAGGCGGCCUCAUGGCCGAGAUAUAGCGUUCCUCUAUCGAGCACUUUUCAAACCUUUUCAGGCUUAUUCCGCACCCCCGUCAGCCUUGGUUCGAUGAUACCUGGAGAACUCGCUUGCUAUUUCGGGAAAAGGUAUGUUUUACUACUCGCAUCAUGGCAUGGAGCAAAUUUAUAGCUCAUAUUGUGUAAUGACGGAAUUCUCGAUAUUUGUCGAGC